Diprion similis is the source of this 701-nucleotide messenger RNA. RefSeq names its product tryptophan-rich sensory protein-like. NCBI's taxonomy places the organism in Eukaryota, Metazoa, Arthropoda, Insecta, Hymenoptera, Diprionidae. The coding region runs from base 48 to 536 and encodes 162 amino acids. The record is from RefSeq and is a predicted model, not a curated record. Gene Ontology annotation, cellular component: membrane. The transcript has 3 exons.
AUCGGCGGAAGGACGUUUAGUUCAACUUCAAUUCUCACUGACUAAGGAUGGGCGAAAAAAAGCCAGACAACAUUUGGAUAUUCCUCUUUUCCGUUGUGCUACCAAAUGCCGGCGGAUUGGUUGGAGCCUCUCUCUGGCAGGACAGGGAUUGGUUUGAGAAUGAAGUAACGCAUCCACCAUGGAGACCACCAAACUGGCUUUUCCCAGUCGCUUGGACGUUGAUAUACUCUCUAAUGGGGAUCGGAUCGUACUACGUCUGGAAGUAUGGCCAGGGUAAAAACCUCUGGAUCGCGCUCGGAGUUUACUGUGUUCAGCUGAUCGUCAACUGGUUCUGGACGCCGUUCUUCUUCGUCUGGCAUCUGAUCCUCGUGUCACUUAUCAUCAUCGUAAUCCUCUGGGUGCUGAUCGUCCUUACGAUCUACGUGUUCUACAGGGUGAACGUAAAAGCGGCGUGCUUCCUGAUCCCCUACAUCGCCUGGGUCACAGUUGCUACCGGUCUCAACUCUCACUAUUAUCACCUCAAUAAGGACCUCUGAAGUAAUUUUUUUUUAUUAUGCAAUUUACUGUACUUGUACACGUGACUAGAUAUGUGACUACCUGGAAUGAUGUGUACUUAUGUUACGUAAAAGAGAAACAUGCGAGCUCAGGUUUUUAUACCUAUAUGAUGUAAUAGAUCCAGUGAUAAUGAAGUAAAGUUACAU